AUGAGGAAUAUUAUUGAUUUCCUACUUAAAAUGAAAAUACUCCUCUUUGCAGUAUUUAUUCAAAAAUUAUAAUCAUAAAAUUGUCCAGUUGAAUAUUUUGGAUAAAUUUAAGGAUAUUCUUGUUUAACAAGUAUCUAAUCGCAUCUUUUCCUAAAAUCUAAUCCUAGUCUAUCUAGCGAAGAUAUAAUUUACACAUCAAACUAUAAUGUUUUAACAUAGAUUAAUUUAAUGACUUCAAAGACAAUACAAACAAUAAGCACUAAUAAUAACGCAAAUAUUAUUUACAUGACAAACCAAGACUCUCUUGACAGAAGUGUCCUAAUUAUAGCAGAUACAAGCGGAUGUAUUAUUGAAAUUGAUGUAGAAUUAAAUGCUGAAAUAUAAAGAUAUUAACUAAACCCUAAUAUAUACACGUUUGAUUCGACAAUAAAUAUUGAUUAUGAAUCCUAAACAAUCAUUACUUACAAAGGCACAACCGUGUUCUUUAUUAACUAUAAUACACAAUCAGUGUUUUAGCCUAACAUAGUUGGAAAUAAGUAUGUCAAUUCAAUUCUAAUAUAAGGUGUGAGUAGCAUCCUUCUAAAUAUGAGUUCUAAGGCAUAUAUUUGCGAUUUAAUAAAAAACACUUGUAAGAGUUUGUCUUUACCUAAUAUAAGUGCUAUUUAUUUUUUUAAUUAGAAUGGAAACUUUUUUGCAGUUUAUGCUACAGGUUCUUAAGGUAAUUCAAUCACUCUAUUUACAAUUAAUAAAACUCAAAUGACUACAUCUCGUACUUCCUACAUGACUAUACCUAUAAGCAUAAACAACAUGGUUUUAGAUGUGUCAAAUCCAUAAGUAUAGUAUGCUAUAACGAUUGGUUAAUUUGACUGUAGAGUUUUUAACUUUAACACAAAGCAAAUGCAAGUUUAAAUAAAUUUAAUGUCUAAUUAAAUAGAUGUUAAGGAUACAACUAAUCCUAUGACAUUAGCAAGCGCUUAAGCUGCUUUGCUUCAAACCUAAUUUAACAAUAUUUACUUAAGUGGGAGUAAUUUGGUAAUUACAUCUAAUAAUUUUGUCAUUUUAAUUAACUACCUUACACCUCAAUAGCCUACAGUUACAUCUAUAAAAUACAUCAAUUUAAUUAACAAUUUAUACCAAAACGUUUACAUCCUUCCUGCCAGCAGUAACAAUAAUAUUGUACUUGUUGGUGAUAAAACAUUAGUUUAUCUCUACAAUCCAUCACUAUAAAUUUAUAUUUUGAAUUCCUGUAUAUCUACUUAUUCUCUAGACAGCUAAAUCUAAAGUUAAUUAAUUCAAGACGAUGCCCAAAAUUCUUUAUUAAGCUUAAAUAGUCAAGGAAUUUCAUAUUAAUGGAAUAAAUUAAAUGGAAAAGUAAUUUAUCAAAUUGCAACCUUGCCACCUGGAUCUCUCUUUAAAUUAAGCAUUGCCCUAAGCAAAAUAGUCUAUUACAACUUCUAAGGGUUCUCUAUUUAUGAUAAUGUAACUAAGUAACUAUUAGUGAGCAAUAUAAUUAAUACUGUGUAAGAUGUUUAGUUUGAUGAAACUAAUUUCUUCAUUUAUCUGGCAGCUGGAAACAAUCUAAUUUUAUAUCCUGUAAACAGCUCAACGUUAAUUUUAGGCAAUUCUGUUUAGUAGACAGGAACAUCUUAAAUUAAUUAAAUGUUUGUUAAUCCUCCAAAUAGCUAAAUUUUGGUUGUUAGAUCUUCUUAAGCUAUUCUCUACAAUGUAACUGCAACUAAGAUAGCAGUUAAUACUACUAUAGUUGAUAAUUUCAUUUAGCAGUUAUAUGAUAUUAAUCUCAAUAUACUAAUAGCAUACACAUAGACAGCAUCUAAUUUCUACAUAAAAACUUAUGCAUUCCCAAGUUCAACAAUGGUUUAAUUUGUAAAUGAUCCCACUUUGACUUACUCAAUGCUAAGGAAUAACCCAAGUACUUAAAUAAUAACAAUGUAUAUCAAAAGUAAAAAUUAAAUAAUUGGUUGGAGUUAUAAUUAAGCUACUCCUAGUAAUGCUUAGUUAUUCAUGAUUAAGGGACUAAUUAACUAAAUACAGUUUUAUUUUAUUGAUACUGUUGGUGCUAAUAACUUUUUAGUAUUAAUAACAGUUAAUGGAUUAGUUUUGGUUUAUAAUGCUGACACUUAGGAUAUUAAGUAUCAGUACACAGUUCAUAACUAAUUAGCACCAUUAAAUUAUUAUCCUGAUUAAAUUAACAAGUUUGUGAUCACAUAUGCAUAAGAUAAUAGAUUAGUUAAGUAUGAUUAUGCUAAUGGAAGGCUUGUUAAGCAAUGGAUGCUAUCCUCCGUACCAAUAGGUUUUACAGCUGAUUAUAAAAAUUCUAUGAUUUUUGUUGGAUAAAAGAAUCAAAUUUACAGUCUUUCAUAUUAAGGUCAGGAUAUGCUGUAACAAAUAGUGGGUUUUUAGAGUAGUACAGUACCAGGAAUACUUAAUUAAUAAAUUGGUUAAUUUGUUUCUACAAAUAAUAAUCUUGUGAGAGUGUAUAGUAUUUACACAUUUUAAUAAGUUGCAUAGCUUGCAUAAGUUCAUACUCAACCUAUUCUGUAUAUGUCUUUUGCAAGCAGCUUAAAUUUAAUCAUACUAUGCUCCUAAGAUUAAACUUGUAGUGUUUGGAGUUCCAUAAACUUUUAAAUUGUAUAAACUCUGUAAUUAAACUAAAGCACUCCUGUAUAAUUUACUUGCAAUGUUCCAACUGGUUUAGUUUUUUAAUAAAAUAAUAUUUACAUAAUGUGUUAAACAGGGAUAGUUAUUUAGUGGGUAAUUAAUGCUAAUACUAAUUUAUUUUAAUUUUAAGCAUUCUUUACUUUCUCUACAAAUCCAAUUUAAUCUACUCAGUCCUAUCAAGAGCAAGGCCUCCUAAUAUCACUUGACACUAAUUCACAAGGAAGCGUUCAAUAUAUUAAUAGCUAAACAAUUGCUUUCACAGUCUAAGGAGAUAAGUCAUUGAUAGACAAAACAAAUUAAUUAUUCAUUACAUUCGGUAAAAAAGGAAUAGUCUUAUAAUACAAUUUAUAAGGUAGCUUAGUAUUUAACUAUACAGUUCAUAAUGGAAAUAUAAAUCAAGUUUUUAUCGAUGCUCCAGGAUAGCAAUUAAUAUCUAUUGGUGAUGACAACAACCUAAAUUUGUACAGCAAUUAUGCCAAAGCAUCUUUUUCAAUACUGCAAUCUUAUACUCAUACAGCCCCGCUUAAAACAGGUAUUUUUGAUAGCUAGGCUAACUUGAUAGUAGUUGGAGAUAGCUUAGGUUCAAUUUUAUUCUUUAAUUAUCCGUUACUUGGGUUGAAACAGAUAAUAUACUAAGCACAUUAGUCUUAAAUAAUAAAUCUAAUUCUAAAUAGAAUUACAAAUACACUUAUUUCUUUUGGAAGUGAUAAUAAUGUCAGCUUAUGGAAUUAUUAUGCAUACUUUAAAACUGAUUUUAGGAUAAUGAUUUUCUAAGAAGGAUCUAUAUAAGAUGGAUUUUUAUCAAAUUAGUAAGCAAUUACUAUACAAUAAAAUGGAAUGCUCAAGAUGUGGGAUUUUAAUCUUUAGUAUCAAAUGUACAUGCAAAAGCUGCAAUAAGGAUAAUAAGAUUAUAAUUUUAAAUUAACAAAUUUACCUUAAUUAGGUAAAAUUUUAGUGAAUUCUAUAGCCUAGGUUUAUUUGCUGAGUAAUAAAACUUACUAAAUUAUUAACUAAGUUUAAAAUACUUGUAAUAGUAUAAAGACAACUACAAACACAAAUAAUUUAUUCAUGAUAUUUUGUAUAAAUAAAAACUAAAUUAAUGUCUUCGGAGAGAAUCUGUAACUUACAAGCAGUUAGCCUACGCACAGCAUCACUUCAAUUUUCAUUUUUACAGGAAGUUAGAUCAAUGAAGUUCUGAAUGAGUUUGCUGCAUAUACUUCUAAUUCUUAAAUUGUUAUUUGGAAAUUUACAAGCCUGGGUGUAUUUUCUUCUUCUCCUCUAAUUAUAAACAUAACUCCCACUUCACAGAUAUAUGCUAUGUUUUACAUAUAAAUUAGUAGCACAUAAUACAACAUUCUAGCUUGUACGUACAUCGGAAAUAUUUUAGUGUUUAGUUAUGAUACAGUUAACACUCCUUAGUUUUAAUUAGAAUUAGAUCAAGCUAAUAAUCAAAGAUAAAUAGUUUUGAUUCAAUAAGUUGGAAAUCAGGUCUUUUUUAAAAGAUUUGGGUUGCCUUUUGUUUAGGUGUAUUCGACUACUAAUUGGAGUAAUACAGGAUUUUUAGUAACUCCAUGUAUAGGUUACUAAAAUAGAUUAGAUUAUGACAUUGCAUCUGAUUUAAUAUGCUUGACUUGCUUUGGAUAAUACAACGUUUAUACGUUUAGCUCUUUGACUUUAAUUGGCAAUUUAAGAAUAAUAUCUGAAUUCUCUUUGUAUGGAGAUUAAAGCACUUCUAAUAAUGAUGAUUUGCGUAUAGUUAAUGGUUAAUAUAUAAUACAUGCUCGUUUGUUGUACAUCUUUAUUUUUCAAGUCAAUCGGAGCCAAAAUACAAUCACAUAUUUAGGAAAAAUACAAUAAGUGUAUUAAUUCUCAAAGGUUCUUUCUUUUACAGUAAAUUAGCAGCCAACUUAUACUGAGGUUGAAUAUGUGUUUGUAGGCACUAAGGUUAGCAAAUUGCAAUUUUUACUUUAGGGGAGUACAGCUUGCAAAUAAUCUACAAAUAUUUAAAAUUUGAAGCAAACAUUUGUAAGCUUAGUAGACAUAACAAAUCGCCUUAGUACAUUCUUUGUUAUGACAAACUUUUAGUUUUACGUUUCACUCAACAAUAACUAAGCUCUGCCAUAACUACCUUAGUUUCCUUUUGCUUCUUAAUCUAGCUUAUACAUCAAUUAUAAUAACAGCUAAGUCAUAUAAACCAGCAGCUUUCACAAAUUUUAUUCUUCGGUUAAUGGGUUUAUAUCGGUAAAUUUAAUGAAUUUGAAUCUCACUUUCGAGAAAUAAAUUGGUCAAACAGGAGUUUAAUAAUUGCCAUUUUUCAACAUCACAUCUGUCUCAAUUAUUAACUGCUCAUUUUAGAAUUUGAGUGGAGUGAUCUUUUCGUUUUAGUAAGUUAGCAAUAUCGAGCUUAGUAAUAUUUUAAUCUAUAAUUAAACAAUUCAAAGCGUUGUUAAUCCUACAUCAAGCAGUAUCAGCUAAUACUUUUUUUCAAUUACGAAUGCAACUAGUAUCAAAAUAUCAAACUUAAAUAUAACUAACUCUUAAUUUAUUUCAUCUGCUCUUCUGAGUAUUAACAACUUUGGUUAUAUUCAAAACCAAGCUAGCUAAAUAGCAAAUCAGGGAUUAGUUACAGUUAAUGGUUUAUAUUUGCAAAACAAUACAAUCUAAUUCAGUAAUUUAGCAUCAUUUAUUGAUAUGCUUUUUAUGAGUUAGGUAGUGAUAAAAGAUCUAAUCUUCAUUGGAAAUAAUAACACAGCAUCAUCUAUUCCUUUUAUGAUUCCUUUAUUGCUAAAUUUAUAGCUCUGCAAUCUAAAAUAGCUUCAAAACAUUCAAUUUAUUUCGAAUAAAGAUUUCUUAUUGCUAGGAGAUAAUAAUUAUUUUAAUAAUAAAAUGGUAGGAACGAACACAACAUAGUAUUAUGCCUCGUAAAUCGAUGACUAUUUAUAAGUUAAUAUUAUAAAUAUUACAUAAAAUAUAUUUACAGAUCUUUCUUCAAAUAGCAAUUAAUAUUCAAAUCUUAUUUAGUCUUUUUCAGAUAAUAUAAGCUUAAUAGGAAUGAUUGCAAUAAAAAACACCUGCACUCUUCCAUGCUUUGUUAACUCUAUUCUUGAUAUUGAGAGCUCUAAAAAUUCCUCACUAUCAGGACUUCAAUCAUUUAAGAACAUAGGAUUUAAACAAGCAGUUAUAGUUAUUAAUAAUAGUACAAUGUAAGGCUCUUAGUGGUCUUCCAAUUAAAAUAAUUGCUCAUAAAGUGGUUCUUUCUUACUUUAAAAUUCUAAUGGAACCAUUACUGUAGGAUAAUUUACAGGAAAUAAGUGCUCAGCUGAUAAUUGUGGUGCAGCAAUAUUUUUAAAUAAGUAUUCAAACUUAAUUUUAAACUAAGUAAAUUUUAUUGAGAAUCAUUCCUUGCAAUAUGGAGGAGCAAUAUCAUAAAUAGUCUCAUGCUCGCUAUAAAUUAUACAAGCAGUAUUUGACAGCAAUAAUUCGAUUUAAGAAGGAGGAGCUAUCUUCUCUUACUAAAGUGCUUUAAAUAUAUCAAAAGCUAAUUUCACAAAUAACAAGAGUGGAUUAAAUGGAGGUGCUAUUUAUUUAGAGAUGGGGUCACUAAUCUUGUAGCAAUGCUACUUUAUAAAGAACUCUGCAUAGAAUUCUGGAGGAGGAGCGUACAUUCUAAACACUAAUUCUGCUUAAUUAACUAUUAUAAAUGCAAAUUAAAAUUCUGCUCAAUCGUCAGGAGGUUGUUUAUUUGUGUAAAGAAGUCAUUUAAAUCUGGAUGAUUCAGAUAUUGAAAACAAUGUUAGCAUGGAAGGAGGUGCUCUCUAAGUUAAUAGUCUACUUUAAGGAUCAAAAAUCAGUUCUACUAAAUUUAUAAAAAACAAAGUUAAUGGGAGUGGAGGAGCUAUAAGAAUGGAUAAUAGUGAUUGUUAGGUAUAGAAUUGUAUUUUUCAAGGAAAUAUUGCUGGAGCAGGUGGAGCAAUCAGAUAUACUACUUUGAAACCUUAAUUUAUGCUUCCUUUAAAUGGGAAUUCCAAAUUAGAUUCAUGCAAUUCUUUUGGCUAGAAUACCUGUCAAAAUAAUUAAGCUAUUUGUUUUGGAGCAAACAUUUGUAGCUAUCCCAACUCUAUCAAACUUCUACCUGGAUAAAGCAAAUUGUAAGUCGUAUAAGCUAAUUAAUCUAACUCUUACUACCAGAUUUAAAACAUAUAAAGCGGAGUUGAUUCAGUAAAUAUUUAAUACCAACUGCUUGAUGAAUUUGGAGAUCCAAUUAAGUUCUAAGAUAUUAAUAUACCUACUUUGUCACAAAACUCUCUGAGAAAUUUAAAGGAUUUCGAAUUAUAAAAUAGGAUGACUGAGCUUCUUGACUCUUAAAAAAUAAGUUAAAGUUUAUUCUUGGAAUUAGACUCAUAUAAAAGCUUCAUUUAAACCGAUUAACCAUCAAACAUAGAAUAAAAAAAUUUAUUAAUUCUAAGAGAUUAUAUUACAAGAUAUUAAGAUAGUUAGUUCGUUAUUGAAGGAAUAGAUAUUAUUGGAUCACCAUUAAAAACAGCUACUUUUAAGCUGAUUUUUUAAGGAAUAAACACAUUUCAUAACGAUAAAACUUUAUAAUCCAUGAAAGAAGUAGAUAUAUAAAUUUCCUUUAGAGGAUGCAAGUAAGGUGAAGCUUAUACUAAAUAUUGUGAUACAUGUAAAUUAGGUUAUUGUCAACCUUGCUAAUCAGGUAGUUACAUAUUAGAUCCUCCUUCCUCAACUACACCUCAAAACUGUACAGUUUGUAAUAAACCAUUUGCUGCAUCAUGCUCUAAGUCUACUAUUCAUUUACUUCCUGGAUAUUGGAGAGAGAAUAAUAUGACUGACGUAGUUGCUGAAUGUAAUUAGAAGUUUGGUCUUUGUAUUGGCAACGAUAGAUAUGGAUAUUGCAAAUAAGGAUACACAGGUCCAAUUUGUGAAACAUGUGAUCAAUUUGCAGAAAUUUGGGGUAAAUCUUAUGGAAAUUAUGACAUUCUUGAAAUGAAACUUUGCAUGACAUGUGAUAAUUUAAAGUAAUAUAUACCUGGGUCUGUGAUUUAUGGUAUUAUAAUUUGUUGCUUGAUUGUUGUUUUAAUGAACGAUGCGAAUUCUAAAAUGAUUAAUAGCAUCUAAUCAAAACUUUUAAGUAGAUCUAAUAUCCUGCAUUUAGGAAUUACUUCUUUUACAGGAAAGACGCUAAUUAUUUUUAAAAUAUGCAUAUUCUACAUGCAAAUUCUCACAGCUUUAGUGAAAUUUGACAUUAUCUUUGAAAAUUCUUUGAAAAUUGCUAAGUUUAUCCCAAUUUACUUAUUUUCUCCUAUUAUCAGUAUGGAGUUUUGGUUUGACUGUGUUUUAUCUAAUAUAGAUAUUGGAGUAAGUAUUUAGUACAUGAGAUUAAUAUGGAGCUUAAUUUUAUAUUUGAUGAUCUUUACAUUCAGUAUGAUCAUAUACAUUGUGUUUGCAGCAAUAAUCUAUAAGAACUACAAGUAUGAGCAAAAGAUAUACGUGACAAUAAAAUACUUCUCAAUAAACUUUUUUAUUUUUGCAUGGAUUUACUUUUUUUACAUAAUGCAACAUAGUUUAUUGUAAAAUUUUAUGAAAAUACUUUCUUGCAAAUAAAUUGCAAAUACAGAAUAUAUUGUAGGAUAGCUAAACAAAGUUUGCAAUGAUUUUGAGCACAGUAUGUGGUAAAUAUUGUUUAUAAUUCCUGUUUUUACUAUUGUUGGAUAUGUAAUACCUUUCUGUUUAUUCUACCACAUACACUUAAAUAAAUUCAACCUAUACAAACCGACUAAAAUAUUCUUUAUAAGAAAAUAUGGAUUUUUAUACUUUGAAUAUAAGCCUAAAUACUGGUAUUGGGAGCUCUUAAAAUUACAAUUAAGAACCUUAAUAGUAAUUUUCUUAAAUGCAUAUGAAGAAGAUAUAAAAAAGAAAGGAUGCUUCAUUCUAGUAAUAUUAAUUAUAUAUUCUCUUUUAGCAUAAAAGAAUCAACCCUACUAAUUGCCUCAAAUGAAUAGUUUAGAUAAAAGAUCGAGUAUUAUAUCAGCUUUUCUGGUAUGGCUUGCCCUAGUAUCUAACAAUAACAGUGAUGAGGGUUAAACUAACUUCUUCUUAACAAUUAUGGCUAUUGCAAUUAUUUUAUUUAUAAUUAAUUUUAUCCUCUAAAUUCUCAAAGAUUUUUACAAUAGAAACGAGUAUUUCAUUGCAAAAAGUAGACCAGUUUAGUUUUUUGUUUAUUAUGCAGGAUAUUUCCUUCCUUAAAAUAUAUUCUAUGCAAGAAAUAAACUUCUAAUAAAAUUAUUUCCAUAACUAUACAGAAUCAUUCAUUGCUAGCACUUGAUUGGCUUCGACCAUAUAUAAAGAUGGAGAUUUUUAAGAACAUAUAUUAUGGAUUUUGGACGAAGAAGAAGGAGAGAUUAAUAUGCAUAGUUUUAUGUUUAUUUAAAUAAAUCAACAUAGGCUUCUAGUAAUAAUUAAUCAAGUUAGAAUUUAAGCUCUAAAUAAAAAUUGAUAUAAGAUGAUUAAAAAAUUAAUGAUAUAACUAAGAUGAAGAGCAUUUAAAAGAAAGACUAAAUAAGAAAUUCAAAGAAAUCGUAAAAGGGUGAAGACCCAAAUUUAAAUAGAAAAAAUUCAAGUAAAUUCUAAAUUGAAUCUAAAAAGAGCAUUAAAAAUGAUGAAUAAGGCUAAAUAAUAGAAAUUUCAAGUAAUUCCCCCAAAUAACAAUAGUUAAUUCUUAAAAAAGCUACAUCUAUUGGUGAAGAAAUAAAAGAAAAGUAAGAUAACCUAACAAAAGUAGGUAUUAUUGAAAAAACUUAAGAUUUUGAAUAAAUUGAUGAUGACGAUAGAGAUGAUAUCAUAAAAAAGAUUUAUCCUAUUAAAAGACCAAUAAUGUGCUUGUCAAAUGCUUAUUCAGGAAUGAAAAUUGAUAACUAUAAAGAUGCAUAGAUAAAAGAUUUAUGCGAAAACCCCUUUUACUAUCAUGAUUACUCAGUCAAAUACAAAUUCGAUAAAGAAUAAAAUAAAUAAAUUACUGCAUAAGGAGAAGAAGAAAUAAAAGAUCUUCGAUACAAAAUUUGUUUAAACAACCAAGGCAAUAAAUAAGAAAACGCAUUUUAGCAAAAUCAAGACAAUGCAUAGAUUUAUAGAUUAUAAGUUGAAAACCAACAAAUCCAAGGAUAACAAAAUGUAUAGGAGACUCCAUAGGAGUAUGAAGUGUCUAUGCAGGACUUAUCAGAUAUUAUGAGUGAAGACUAUAACACAAGAUAAAUCUAAGAAUUUUAAAAGAAACCUAUUAAAGAGAGUGAGCUUAUCAAUUUUUCAUAAGACAGAAAUCUAGAAAUGAUUUAUUCUCCUAAUUCAAAUUCUAUCGACUAUGGUUAAUCUGAUUUUAGGCUUCAAUCACCUCAUAGUUAAUAGAAUUGA
Molecule: messenger RNA, 10104 nt
Organism: Tetrahymena thermophila SB210
Lineage: Eukaryota; Ciliophora; Oligohymenophorea; Hymenostomatida; Tetrahymenidae
Product: transmembrane protein, putative
Exons: 17
Molecular function (GO): protein binding
Source: RefSeq, a predicted model, not a curated record